CAGGUGGGAGCAACGGUGGAUCACGGCGUCCCUCUCACUUCGGCGAUCUGCAUGAAGGGCACCAGAUAGGGUCCGGUAAGAAUGAGGCGGAGCGAUCAUGAUGGCCACGUCGCGCGGCAGGGUCCACCGCCCUUCCGGGUGCUGGCCGUCCCCGACAACAUGUACCUGUCACCGCCGCCCCCGCGUGCGCCCGAGCCCUACAAGGUCGCCCCGACGUCGACGUCCUUCGGCAGGGCACAUCGUCGUUCCAGCUUCGUGAUACUUGCUGAGUCCAGGCCAGCGAGUCCAGAAACUGGCGAUGCGUCGUCCACUUUGCCGACAGGAAGGAUCUCGCCCUUUCGCGGACGUGGCUUCAAAGGGCCACCCCCUCGCUCAAUGUCGAGGCCGCAGUCGCCAGAAGUCGCCGGAGACGGACGUCGACGUAAAGCCGAGCGAAGGAUGUCGUUGUCGCAACAGAACAGUCCCAGAAGAAGUCUGAUACCGCAGCCGACUUAUCGUCAGCGGUCCACCUCCUUGACAAAGGACAGCGAGCGUUCGCCGUCACCGAAGAUUGGUCGCCGAGUCGAUUCGAGGAUGCGAUUAAAUGUCUCGGACUCACGAAAUCGAUUGAACGCGACCGAUUCAAAGUCGCGGCUGAACGACUCGAAGACGCGUUUGAACAAAUCCGACUCCCGGAGUCAUACGAAUCUGACCGAGACCAAGACUCGUUUCAUGUCCAAUUCCACUAGUAAUCUCAAUAAUAACUCGACAGCGACGCGCCGACAACCGACAAAAGGCUCGACGCGACUCUCGCCGAUCCAAGGCACUCCGACGAAACCGGAGAAGACGACCCCUCGAUCGAAUAUAAGAGGAAAGAACACCACGAAACAAUCUCCUACGAAGAUAUUGAGAAGAACAACGUCGCCGCAGAAGAACAACGCCGCUGCUCGAAAGGACAAUCAGAGUAGAAGUCCCAGCAAGGAACGCCUUCUUUCACCAUCAAAGAUUCCCCUGAAGACGAGCAAAGCAACAAACGGUUCGUCGAAUACCGGCAGGUUUAUCUCGAUGCCCGAGCAGAGCAUCGGAAAGACGGAAAGGUUUGCGAAAGAAAGCAAGAGCGACAAACAAGCAGGCCAAUCAGUUCAGAAUGGUCUUUCUGAACUGAGUUCGAAGGAAAAUGAAAUGAAUGGUAAUUCCUCGGCCAAUACGGACGAUGUGGAUCUUAUAGAUCUUUUGAAGCAGACUUCGCAGACUAUCGGCACGUCUAGUGAACGGUUGGUGAACACCACGACGACCACAGCGGUGCAACCACUGCACAUCGACGCGAACACACUUCUCGUGGAGCGUAAUGAUGGCUCAACGACGAAUCAGCAGAAGGAACGGUCCGACGGAACACUCAAGUCCUCUAUUUCUUCUGCAUCCAAAAGCGAGUCGCCGAUGCCUUCGAUACCGAAUGCAGCAUCGACGAGCCAGAAGUCCUCGCCGUUUGUCGACAAUCAGUCGGUCAAGACAACUCAUCCUGGAAUUAAUCCUGGAAACGAUAAGAAGGACUCUCCUGUCGGUGCGGAGGUUAGCACUGGAGGUCACUCAAAGAGCGGUAGCGUUAGUCAAUCUAUGAAGAGCGUUAGAAUGAAUGAUGAAUCGCGUACCAGUAAUCAGUCCUCUGCCAAUCAGCGUUCUGGCAGAAACAGUCAGAAUGCUCGCGGGCCCAGACCAAGUGACGGGAAGGCUCCGGAAGAAUUGAAAACUGCUUCGACGACGGAGAUCAAGAGUGGUUCUGCGGGUAGCAAGACAACCGCGAGUCGUGACGUUCCAACAAAUGAUAAGAUGCCCACGGUGAUGGAGAACGACUUGAAGGUCAAAGCGACCGAAGAGGCGAAGACAGUGAAUAACGCGACAGCAAUGAGCAACAGUACGAUGACGAACAACGUGGCAAAAAGUAACAAUGUGAAUCCCGCAGUCGGUGCAGUGAACGCAGGUGUGAACAGUGAUGCUGUGGUUCGAACAAGGAACGAGAAUCGCGGUAGCGACGCGUCCCUGAAAUCGUCCACUGGCGUGUCCACGGACUCGAUCGAGAGCGUAAGGUCGACGGACACGGGGGUGAGCGUGAACACGGUCAGAGGGGUGUCCUCGCCGAGGGAGAAAACGGGUGUGCACACGGUGAAGCGGCCGCAGGAGAUCGAGACUCUCAGCGGCAACAUCGUCCGCAUCGAGCAGAACGGAGAACCAGCUGUCUUGGCAUCCAGUAACAAAAAGCAAAACGAUAGUAAAAAAUUGUUGGCACGUUGGGGAACAUCCUUGAGUCAUUACUGCAAGUGCUGCUCCAGUAUGAGGUGUCUCGCUUGCCGCAGGGAUCCCAAGGGUCUCCUAUGGACCAGAAAUCAAGAGAGGACAACGGUGAUCAACGAUAUCUCGCCGCCUAUUGCAACCCCCGUGCUCGAUGCAUCGCCGCCUACAACAAACGCGUUGUCGUGCUGGUCGAAAUUAAAGGCGCGAUGCAGAUGCGUUCGUACGAAAGAUCGAGAAUCUUUGUCUUUGCGAGAGAGAUUACGAGAGCUCAAGUGUUGUACGAGAAAAUCGAGGAUCGCCCCUGCCGAGCCUACCGUUUGCUGUCCGCCCGAGAGAAGAUGCGGUGUGCUCUGCCGUCGCGCAUUUAGCUGUUGCAAAUGCAGCUGCAAACGCGCGGACACGCAACAACACGCAAGAAACACACGUGCCAAGCACAGUCUUACGAGCGUGGCGCCGCCACCUUUAUCGGAGGUACCGAAGGCUAAAAUACCGGAUGUUCUGGUAGAACAUAAUUCUGUUAUGCGAGGCGCUAUUCCUUGUCUGCCGGUUCCUCUCGCCUGGUUUUGCCUAGUGUGGAAUUUCCUACUACCCGGCACUGGAACCGUUUGGAGCGGCUUGUUCAAUCUAUGCACUGGACAGCCGAGAUUUUCCGCCGUUGCCGGAGUGAGAUCACGACUCGGUGCAUUGAUCGUGAAUCUCAUCGUGGGCGUGGGCCAAAUGUUUACCGUUCUAUUCUGUCUCGUCGGAUGGGGCUGGAGCAUUUGGUGGGGCGUCACCAUGGUCCGCUUAGCUAGGAAAUACAAGCGGGUCAAAAUUUCGGAGGCCACUAACAGUGAUCCUGAGAGAGGGGGUGAGCCAGCUGCCCAACCUCCUGGCAUGCCGAGUCAAGCUCUGCGAGGGAUGGAGAGAGCACGAUGAUGCAUUUUUAAUAAAGAGGAGAGCGCGACCGUCCUCCGAUUAUCUAAAAAUAUUUUGUAUCUCAUCCGUCAAGUCUUCGCGUUUCGCUUAAUCGUUCCGAAUUGAAGAUUAUCGAAUAAAACUAUUGCUAACGCGAAUAUAAGCAUCUUGUACAAACGGUUAUAUAUAUUUGUGAAGACGAUAUAUACAUAUUUGUGAAGACAAUUAGUCGAUAAAAACUUCCCUCGGUUACGAUGGAGAGAGUGGAGAUUAAUUAAGAAACUUGCGACAACAAUAUGCUAAACCGUACGAAAAGUUCGACAUUGAAAAAGGUUGUAAAUUAUUAAAACGGUACCUUUGUCUCGUGCCUUUUUCCUUCCAUUAUAUUUAUUCCUCGUUAUUCUUAAAAGGAAAGAGAACCUUUUUAUCGGAGCUAAUAUAAUGAAAUCUGUAAGUAUAAGCCAGGAGGAAUCUUGCACCGCACAAAAACUUUUCUCUGGCGCGGCUUAGCAUGUUAUUGCAUCAAAAUCUUCAAUUCAAUGAGAAAUUUCUCGUAAGGAAGUAUCGCCGAGAUUCUCAUGCAGGAUGCUAGUAAAGUCUCUACUCUAUUUUUCCGAAGUUAGUGUUAUGGCGCUUAUACAUUAUAUUGUAUCUUUUUAAAAUUUUAAUAAGGCAUUAUAUGUCGUGUUUUAUUUGUACGCU
Messenger RNA from Mycetomoellerius zeteki, 3867 nucleotides. It is a transcript of the gene stum, whose product is annotated as mechanosensory transduction mediator stumble. Gene Ontology annotation, cellular component: sensory dendrite. The coding region runs from base 82 to 3186 and encodes 1034 amino acids. The transcript has 8 exons. NCBI's taxonomy places the organism in Eukaryota, Metazoa, Arthropoda, Insecta, Hymenoptera, Formicidae. The record is from RefSeq and is a predicted model, not a curated record. Gene Ontology annotation, biological process: sensory perception of mechanical stimulus; proprioception; taxis.